This is a messenger RNA of Phytophthora sojae, 444 nucleotides long. RefSeq lists its product as hypothetical. Lineage: Eukaryota; Oomycota; Peronosporomycetes; Peronosporales; Peronosporaceae. The transcript is spliced from 3 exons. The coding region runs from base 1 to 444 and encodes 147 amino acids. The record is from RefSeq and is a predicted model, not a curated record.
AUGGAGAACGUAGAAAAUGAAGAAGAUCUGAUCCCAUUAGCAUUCAUCGGGAGCAAGGAAAUACACCGAGAUCGUCGGAAAUAUUUACACGUGCCGAGACAAGGCGAUGUUUACAAACAAGACAUGGCAUGGAUACAGAAAGACUGGUCCAGCUACUCUUCUAGUGAAUGGUGUUUGUCAGCUGAUACUUCGGGGUCUGUGAAGAACACGGCGAGUGAGGUAUCUAGAAUCGUUGCCGAAUCGUGGCUAAGUCGGAUGUUUAGGUUCGCACCUGGAAUCGCUGGAAUGGGUGGUGAAUUUGAUCUCCGUGAAGUCCUCAGCUUUCUCGCUGGUACAGCAAGGCUCAACGAUGUUGUGAUGUACUGUGCUUUGCAAAAAUUCUGCGCAAAAAUCGCGAAGUGUUUUGCGGUCGACCCGGAACACAAGUCAACCUUGGUCUGCUAG